AUGGAGGGCGGAAGACAGGAUGAUGUCAACCGGAACGUUGAUGCAGUGGUAAGAGUGAUAGGGCUUUUGGCAAGGAAUGGUAUGAUUGACCUCGGAGCUCCACUUGUCGCCAACGUUGCUCGCGGUGGUGGGUUGGGCGGCGGGCUGUUGGGCCUGCCGCUCGGAAACCGAGUCGAAGAUUAUGAUGACUCGGUCUCCAGUGAAAGGAAUGGCAGCCAAGACCUUGGAAAUGAGAAUCACGGGAAUAAUGGUAACAACGAUAACAAUGGAAACGAUAGCAACAACGGAAACAUCGACACAGAAGAGGAAGCAAGCAUAAAUCGAGCUGCUGGUGCCUUGGCGAUCCUCAAUGGUACUAGUCAAGAGCCCAAUCGCAGUUCUUUAGGCUUGAAUCUCGAGCCAGAUUUCUACGAGAAUCAAGAGCUCUUGUCCAAGCUGCUGGGUAACCUCCAAGUCCAUUCCGUCAACUUUUGGGUACGAGAAGAACAAGCCACCGACUUUGACAGCAGCCUUCUCCAGACUUCGAACGAUCAGCCGUAUGUUGGUAUCCGCAAGUUGCUCAUUGCGGUUGCAACUCUUCCCAAUCUGGUAGAAGUGUGCUGGGAGACUACCAACAGCAGACAGGUCCACUUGGACAUCCCUGCCUCUUUUAUCGCCUACGUUUUGUCCUUUGCUCCCCACAAGCUCCAGAGACUCUACGUCAGUAACCUCAGGGUGACGGGAACUCUGGACGAAUUCAAGAACCUCGGAGUUGCCCUCAAGAAAUGCAAGACUCUCAAUUACGUCUCCAUUGUGGAAUUGAGGCUUCCGGAACUGUUUGCUCUUGACGACGACGAGGAGGAAAUCAAUACGAAUGCCAACGUGAUCCCCGUGGAUGAUCCGAAUGCAACUCGCACCAAUCUGAUCCUUGCCCAGCUAUUGAAUGAUUUCGCCGAGUUGCCCAAUUUGAGAGACUUUGGACUCCGGUCCAAAUCGUGGCAAUCAUUGGGUCGUUUGGAUGUUACCAGCAUGACCCGACUCUUGCAGAACCCAAAGGUCAAGAACAUGGUCCUCGACUACUUCAGUAUCGACGAGGCGGCCAGUGCUAUUUUGGCUAGAGCGCGAAGUGGAAUGACAGAGACGUUUGAGACGAUUGAAAUGAGUGUCUGCUGUCACGGUGCCUUCAGCGCCAGCGUUACCAGGUCUAUAUCUGCCGCCCUCGAAGAAAACGUGCCCCUUCAAGAGUUGCGUUUCAACAUGGACGACUGUGAUGAAAGUGUAUUGGAUGGGCAAGAACCCGAAGAGAUAGCCAUCUUUUUGGAUGCCCUUUCGAGGGCUCUACGUACCAACACGACCUUGCGUAAAUUUGACUUUUUGGGACCUGAAGAGCAGUCGAGGGAUCUAUUGCCUUCCCAGAGCAAGCGACUUUGGAAGCAGUUUGUCGAAGCCAUGGAAACCAAUACUUCCUUGAGGCGCUUCGAUGUGGACACCAUAAUUGGAGAAGGCGAAGAGCUGCAAGCCAAACUGGAGUACUACGUGAAACUCAAUUCCAAUGGUAGAGGCAGAUUCGUGAGAGCCAGGCACGCUGACAACAAAACGGAGGUCUUGGGGAAACGAGACUGGGUGGAACAUCUUGGCAAGUGCAGCAAAGACCUUGACUGUCUGUUCUACUUCCUUUGUGCCAAUCCCACUCUCUGUGAUCCCCCCGCACCGCCUCGAUCGAGCAGGAAACGAAAGCGACAACGGGCCUCUUUGCCCGGCAGGGUUGAACGGUAA
Seminavis robusta is the source of this 1755-nucleotide messenger RNA. NCBI's taxonomy places the organism in Eukaryota, Bacillariophyta, Bacillariophyceae, Naviculales, Naviculaceae. The record is from the annotation of a GenBank genome assembly.